Molecule: messenger RNA, 1425 nt
Organism: Penicillium crustosum
Lineage: Eukaryota; Fungi; Ascomycota; Eurotiomycetes; Eurotiales; Aspergillaceae
Exons: 1
Coding region: 1-1425 (474 amino acids)
Source: RefSeq, a predicted model, not a curated record
AUGGAAUUCAAAACGGAUCAACAACUUCCUACCUUUGAGCCCUAUGUAGCCACCCCAUUCGAUCAUUAUAUGUCUCCAGUUCACCUCGCAUCAUUUCUCACUUUCUCUCUCGAUGACCCCUUCAAAGCCAUCCCCAUCUUAGAGGAUGGAUUGGAACGCCUCAUCAAAUAUCUACCAUUUCUGGCAGGAAAUGUUGCCUUCUCGACCCGGGUACCAGGCAAGGAAAAUGUCUUCGAGAUACAACCCCCAACAAAACAAUUCCUACUGCAACAUCCCAUAUUCAGAAUAAAGUACCACGAACAGCCCAUCUUCUCCAAAUAUUCACGUCACGUUGUGGCGGACAUUACCCCAAUCCCCUUCGCGCUGGCAGAGGACUACCCAAGUCCCAUUUUAAGAUUUCAAGCCAAUAUCAUGUCGGACGGGAUCAUACUCUGCUAUAGCAUUCACCACACGGCGAUAGAUGGUAUUGGGACCACUGUUAUCCUGGAUGCGCUUGCCGCGUUAUGUCGCAGUCCAAAUGCAGGCCCGGAAAUUUUACGAACAAAUCCGCUGAAAGAACAACAAAGUCGACAAAAAAUAUUCGAAGCGGCCUCUGCUCUGAGUAUAAAAGUUCACUCUCAAAAUGGGGACCUUUCAUCUUUAUGCAAGCCCACACCAGGUUCGAUACCAUGUACACCCGCAUCUCGAAAGUUCGUUGUCAAUGCAGACAAGGUAGCAAAACUCAAGACUGAAUGUGCUACCAUCCUAAAGAACCAGUCCAAUCACUAUGCUAGCAAGAUAUCCAGCAACGUCAUCCUCACUGCGGUGAUCUGGCUGUGCACGAUCCGAGCUAUCAUAAAAGCCGAGCCAACGCCAAUGCCAACCAAGUCCUGCGCCGUGUUAGUCGCUGGAGCGCGCUCAAAACUACGACCAAAGCUACCACCAUCAUACCUUGGCAACGCAGUGAUUCUCCACGAAGCAUACACACCUCUCGCAGCGAUUAUUUCUUCAACGAUUGGUUCCAACAAUAGAACUCACACCACACCCCGCCUCUACCACGACGACAUUAAAUUCCUCGCAGAGCUGGCGAGUUUGGUUCACACUGCUCAAGCCUCUAUCACCAACGAGACUAUCCGGGAACUCAUCUCCACCAGAGCCGCGAGUGACAACUGGGCUGCGAAAACACGCCCCAGGGAUGUUAUAGUCAGCUCGCUGCGUAAUUUCCCGACUUACCAGCAUGAUUUUGGACCGGUAUUGGGGCCAGUGAGGGAUUUCGAUUUUCUAGAACAUCGUGUUCCUGGCGAGGCGUGGAUUUUCCCAGCUCGGUACAAGGACCGGGCUUCGCCCUGGGAAGUCAGGUUGACGUUGGAGCCAGCGGUCAUGGGGAAUGUUGAUAAGGAUAGGUUGAUGAUGUGGCUUGGGCCGAGGGAGAUAUCCAAGGUGUGA